Messenger RNA from Colletotrichum godetiae, 1782 nucleotides. RefSeq names its product putative transporter. Gene Ontology annotation, biological process: transmembrane transport. Gene Ontology annotation, molecular function: transmembrane transporter activity. Bases 1 to 1782 code for a protein of 593 amino acids. The record is from RefSeq and is a predicted model, not a curated record. NCBI's taxonomy places the organism in Eukaryota, Fungi, Ascomycota, Sordariomycetes, Glomerellales, Glomerellaceae. Gene Ontology annotation, cellular component: plasma membrane. The transcript is spliced from 3 exons.
AUGGCUACCAUCAUCGAGCCGCAGAAUGCGGCCCACCGCACAGAGGCGGGCGUCGACUAUGAGAAGAACAUUGCCUACGACAAUGGCGUCCAGGAGGUCAACCAUGACACCAAGCAGGAGUCUGACGCCGAGAGCGAGAACUUCCAGGGUGGUGUUCAGCGUGUCAGAGCCAUCACCUCUGUCUGGACCAAGAAGACCAUGAUCAUCAUGUUCUGCUUGCUCUACCUCGUCUCCUUCGCCGAUUUACUUCUGCAGUCCGUUCAGGGCUCCCUGAACGCCUUCGUCACAUCCUCCUUCGGAAAGCACGGUCUCCUGGCCAUCGUCAGUAUCUUCGCUACUAUCCUGUCAGGAUGCUGCCAGCUGGUCAUUGCCAAGAUCAUCGACGUUUGGGGACGUUCUGAGGGUUUCGCCAUCAUGAUCCUGUGCUCCGUCAUUGGUAUGAUCAUGAAGGCUACCUGCAAGAACAUGGAGACCUACGUUGCCGCCCACACCAUCUACUACGUCGGUCACUUUGGUAUGCUGUUCGUCAUUGACAUCAUGAUCGCCGAUAUGACUUCCCUGCAAAACCGUAUGAUCAUGUUCGGUAUCAACGGUACCCCUACCAUUGCCGUCACCUUCGCCGGCCCCAAGAUCGCCGACCUCUUCUACACCAACCUUAACUUCCGCUGGGCCUUCGGUGCCUUCGCCAUCAUUCUUGCUGGUGUCUGCAUUCCCGCCCUGACCAUCAUGCUGCUCAUGCAGCGCAAGGCUGAGAAGGCUGGUCUCUUGGCCAAGGCUAAGUCCAACGAUCGCUCUUACCUCCAGGGCUUCAUUUACUACUUAAUUCAGUUCGAUAUCAUGUGUAUCGUCCUCAUCAUCGGCAUGUUCUCCAUGAUUAUGCUGCCCUUCAACAUCGUCUCCUACGCCCCUAACGGAUGGAAGACCGGCUACAUCAUUGCCAUGGAGGUUAUCGGAGUCGUCCUCAUCCCAAUCAUCUACGUCUGGGAGAAGUACCUCGCCCCUGUCAGCUUCAUCGACUACAAGUAUCUCAAGGAGCCGACUCUGAUUGGUGCCUUCCUCCUUUACGGAAUCAUGUUCAUCUCCAUCUUCACCUGGGAUACCUACUACCAGUCUUACCUUCUGGUCGUCCACAGACAGAGCAUUACCUACGCCGGAUACAUCCUGAACGCCUUCUCUCUCACCUCCUCUUUCUUCGGUCCCGUCUACGGACUGAUCAUUAGAUGGACUGGUGACUACAAGUACACCGCGCUCGCUGGUGUUCCCUUCAUGCUUCUGGGUACCGCUCUCCUGAUUCCCCUCCGUAAGCCCAGCACCCCCGUUGGUGCCCUGGUCGUCAUGCAGAUGCUCAACGGUAUCGGUACCGGUCUCUUCGCCGCCUGCGGUCAGAUCGCCGUCAUGGCCGUCGUCACCCACCAGGAGAUCGCCUCCGCCAUGGCCAUCUACUCUCUGUUCGGUGGUAUCGGCUCUUCCAUUGGUUUCGCCAUCGCCGGUGGCCUGUGGAACAACAUCAUGCCCAAGGAGCUGUACAACAACCUCCCCGACUACGCCAAGAACAGGACCGCCGAGAUCUUCGGCGACGUCACGAUCCAGAUGUCCUUCGAGGACGGCGACCCCAUUCGCGACGCCAUUGUUGCCGCGUACGCUGAUGUGCAGCACAAGAUGGUCAUUGCUGGUUCCUGCUUGGUUCCCCUCUGCCUCGGCUCCAUCCUCCUCUGGAAGCACAUCAACAUCAAGAAGGUCGAGAGCGAGAAGGGUACCCAGACCAAGGGCAACGUCUUCUAA